This is a messenger RNA of Oryzias latipes (Japanese medaka), 2615 nucleotides long. It is a transcript of the gene spi1a, whose product is annotated as Spi-1 proto-oncogene a. Gene Ontology annotation, cellular component: nucleus. Gene Ontology annotation, molecular function: sequence-specific DNA binding; DNA-binding transcription factor activity, RNA polymerase II-specific. Gene Ontology annotation, biological process: cell differentiation; regulation of transcription by RNA polymerase II. NCBI's taxonomy places the organism in Eukaryota, Metazoa, Chordata, Actinopteri, Beloniformes, Adrianichthyidae. The record is from RefSeq and is a predicted model, not a curated record.
AGAAAUGUUGGUUGUAUGAGGUCCAGUUUAGCUUAUGUCUCACUUUCAGUUCCCAUUUGUCUGUUGAAGUCGACGUUGCGCUGUUCUCAGUGAAGCAACAGGGAAAAGUUAACUUUCAUCACAAGCUUCAGAAGCGGAGAGUCUGAUGCUAGCUUGUUUACAUGAUGGAAAGCUUUAUCAUAACAUCUGCAUCAGAGGAAAUCAUUUCAAAUGACUCUGAGAAUUACCGGCCCCCUGUGGACCUGUACCCCUAUCUUGGUGGAGUUGGUGAGAUAUAUGAAGAUCACAGAUGGAGCUUUUCCUCUGAACGGAUUCCGCCGUCAGACUUUGAAAAUUCCCCCGUGAAUCACCUGACAGAGCUGCAGGCCGUGCCUCCCCAACAACUGAUACAACCCUUCCGCUACGGCAGUGAGCCUCUGCACCUUCACCUGGACCCUCCAAUCGCUCCUCUUUCUCUGUCAACGCAAAUUCCGUAUUACACCCCGUCCCUGUCCUACCAGUACCUACCCGCAGCAUCACCUGGGCAUUACUACUCAGAGGAGCAUCAGAGAGCAAUCAGCCCCCCACUGGAGGUUUCAGAGGGGGAGGAUGAAUAUGACGACCACCACCAAACUUCUUUCAGGAAAGAUACAAAUAAAAGAAAGAUCCGCCUGUAUCAGUUCCUCCUGGACCUGCUUAAAAACGGACUCAUGAGUGACAGUAUCUGGUGGGUGGACCAGGACAAGGGGAUUUUUCAGUUUUCCACAAAGCAUAAAGAAGCUCUGGCAACGCAUUGGGGUUUGCAGAAAGGUAAUCGCAAGAAGAUGACCUACCAAAAAAUGGCUCGAGCUCUUAGGAAUUAUGGUAAAACCGGCGAGAUUAAAAAAGUGAAAAAGAAACUCACAUACCAGUUCAGUGAGGACGUGCUCAGGAAUUUCUAUCUCCAUCAGUUUCAUCACUGAAACCAAAUGAUGUCUUUGGUCCCACUGAAAUCACUAAGCCCCAUCAAAUCUGUUUUUAUAUUUUCAAAUUAUCUCAGUCUUCUCUUCUGGGUUUAUUUAUUGUAGGUGCAUUUUUACUUGCUUUUUUUAUGUAAAUUGCUUAAAUUUUACUCAAAUUGUUUGGGUAAAUUUGGAUAUAACAAUUUUUCAGACAUUUUUGGAUCUCUGUGUGUACAAUGUAAAUAAAAAGGACUUUGUGUUCUUUUUCACAAUAUCCUAAAUGAGUAAAAUCUUCUUAUUAAAAAAAACAUUAGUGUGCUCUAAUGUGUUUGUCUAAAUAUUUUUUGGGCAGUAAAAAUCGGCAGCAUGACUGCAAAUUGUAGUCUUAAAAUUAUGAAAAUUAAAAAUUUGCAAUGUCCCUAACUAUUUCUCUCUAUGCACAACUUUCCUUUAUAAACUUUUCAAUAAAGCAACAGGGACAUAACAUUUAAAUAAGGUGCAUACCAACAACCAUAUUGUAUUACAGCAUAUUUAACUUAAAUCGGGUGCCUACAUUCAGGAAACAAAAUUAUAGUAUUAAACUGACAACUUUCAUCAUUUCUGUUAACCCAAAUAAGUUUGACUUUAAUAACUAAAAACGUUGUUUUUAUAUGUUCAACUCAACAUUAAUAGUCGCAAACAUUGCUAUUGUAAGUCAUUACAAAAAGUAAAUUUGUUCAAUAACAAAACUUAUUGGCAGUAUGUGUCAGAAAAAAGUCAGAUGGAGAAAUUACAAGAGGACCUGGCUGCAGACAUCAACGUCUACCGAUGGACUAAUCAGAGAUAUCCCAUAGUACCUACCUCUUCCAGUUUCCAAAAAAAAAAAGAAGAAAAAAAUUUUCAGAAGGCAAAAGUAAGUAACAAAAAUGAAAAUGAAAUGUUGAAAAACAAAACUCAAAAAGAAACCGUAAAAGGUAGAUACUAUGGGACAUGACUGAUUGGAUGACAACGUUUGUCUAUCAUUUCAACUGAAAACUUUUGUUUUGUUUUUUACAGUUUGAUUACUGGAAUUUUGUUUUGUUUUCUCAAAUGUAAUGUUGGUUUUUAUUUAUUCAUUUUGGUUUUUCAAUUGUCGUUACAGUCUUUAAAAAGUUUUUUGGGUCGGGUGAUUUGUUAAUGUGAUUUCCACUUCAGGGCAACCGUAGUUAUGGUAUAACUGAUCAACAAAAGUGGAAAGUGGUAUUCCAUUUUUACUUUUCAUGAAUUUAAAUUGUUGCGCACCUUUCAGCACAUCCCUUCAGGGGUCGCCACAUUGAAUCAACUUCUCACACAGGUAGUUUGGCAGAUUUACGCUGGAUGCCCUUCCUGAUACAAAUACAACACUGUCAUUUAUCCGACUGGGAUCUGCACAGGGAGACCCAGACUUGGGCCCCCUUGUGGCUACACAGUUAGACAGCAGCGUGAAGGAUCUUCCCCAAGGACCAACACUGUUUAAAUUCAUUGAGCCCCUAGGAAACUUACCCUGAUUUCCCAUGUGCCAGUACUGUGCUUAACCAACAGGGCUGUCCAGCCACCUUUUUUAAUUAAUUUAAGUAAGAUAAAAUAAAAGCAAAUUUCCUCAUGAGACAUAUUACAUGGUGGUUUGAUUUUGAAAAACAUGUUCUUGUGAAUAUUAAAUUUUCCAAGUAUUAAUAAAACAUUAAGAACUGAAUUAAA